AUGGGCCUGCUCUCAAAAUUUCGGCGUGAGCCGAAUGCACCUUCCAACGCAAGCGCUCGACAGGACAACUCGCCCACCGAUUUGGAAUUCAACAAGGAACAGGAUGGGCCUCUCCACAUCUUCAACUGGAGGGUCAUCUACAUGGGCAUCUUGGUCUCAAUGGGAGGAUUCAUCUUUGGCUACGACACCGGUCAGAUCUCCGGCUUCGUGGAGAUGCCAGAUUUCUUACACAGGUUUGCUGAUUCGACUGACCCGGCCACUGGUGAACCCAAGUUCAGCAAUGGCCGCUCUGGAACCAUUGUUGGCUUACUUUCCAUUGGAACCCUCCUUGGCGCGCUAAUCGCUGCCCCCAUUUCGGACAAGUUUGGACGCAAGUAUUCCAUCGUCUUUUGGAAUCUUGUUUUCUGCGUCGGAGUCAUCGUCCAGAUCGUCACCACCUACACCUGGUACCAGAUCGCCCUUGGCCGCUGGGUCGCUGGCCUCGGUGUCGGCGGCCUUUCCGUCUUGACUCCCAUGUACCAGUCUGAGACUGCUCCGCGCCAAGUCCGCGGCGCUCUCGUCUCCGCCUACCAGCUCUUCAUCACUCUUGGCAUUUUUGUCGCCUACUGCAUCAACUACGGCACCGAGGCCAAGGAUAACGCCGACUCCUGGCGCAUUCCCAUGGGAGUCGGCUUCAUCUGGCCCGCCAUCAUGGCCUUUGGCAUGCUUCUGCUGCCCGAGUCUCCCCGCUGGCAGUACCGCCAUGGUAAGGUCGACACCGCCCGUGCAACCAUCGCCAUGAGUUACGGUGUAUCCCCGACCCACCCCAUUGUCAACAACGAGAUUCGUGAGAUCAAGACGAAGCUCGACGCUGAGAAUGCCGGUGGUGGCAAGCACCCUUGGUAUGAAAUCUUCACCGGACCCCGUAUGGCCUACCGCACCAUCUUGGGAAUCACUCUGCAAGCCCUGCAACAGCUUACGGGCGCAAACUUCUUCUUCUACUAUGGAACUACAAUCUUCACUGCCACCGGUCUGUCAAACAGCUAUGUCACGAGUAUGAUCCUUGGCGCUGUCAACUUUGGUUGCACAUUCCCUGGUCUGUAUUUCGUUGAUCGGUUCGGCCGCCGGCCGUGCUUGAUGGCAGGCGCUGCAUGGAUGUUCAUGUGCUUCCUCGUCUUCGCUAGUGUCGGCCACUUCGCCCUUGACCAGAACAACCCGACCAGCACACCCAAAGCCGGCAGCGCCAUGAUCGUGUUCGCCUGCCUCUUCAUCGCCGCCUACGCCUCGACCUGGGGCCCGAUGGUGUGGGCCGUCGUCGGCGAGAUCUACCCGUCCCGCUACCGCGCCAAGUGCAUGAGCAUGGCCACGGCCAGCAACUGGGCCUGGAACUUCCUCAUCUCCUUCUUCACCCCGUACAUCACCGGCGCCAUCGACUACCGCUACGGCUACGUCUUCGCCGGCUGCCUCUUCGCCGCCUUCUUCAUCGUCUACUUCUUCCUCUGCGAGAGCCAGGGCCGCAGCCUCGAGGAGAUCGACACCAUGUACUGUUUUGGCGUCAAGGCGUGGAAGAGCAAGGACUGGCAGCCGCCGGAGGGCGAGGAUCUGACCACCCUGGAUAGCACGUACCUCACGCCCGGCGCGAGGGAUAUCAGGAAGCCUGGUGCUGAGCGAAGGGAGAAUAUUGGCGGAGAGGAGGUGGAGAAGAAGGAUGUCUAUCAUCCCGAGACGCAGAACUAA
Diplodia corticola is the source of this 1716-nucleotide messenger RNA. Its product is annotated as mfs monosaccharide. NCBI's taxonomy places the organism in Eukaryota, Fungi, Ascomycota, Dothideomycetes, Botryosphaeriales, Botryosphaeriaceae. Gene Ontology annotation, biological process: transmembrane transport; carbohydrate transport. Gene Ontology annotation, molecular function: carbohydrate:proton symporter activity. The record is from RefSeq and is a predicted model, not a curated record. The coding region runs from base 1 to 1716 and encodes 571 amino acids. Gene Ontology annotation, cellular component: plasma membrane. The transcript has 4 exons.